Messenger RNA from Olea europaea var. sylvestris, 1251 nucleotides. RefSeq lists its product as uncharacterized. Gene Ontology annotation, molecular function: catalytic activity. Bases 1 to 1251 code for a protein of 416 amino acids. NCBI's taxonomy places the organism in Eukaryota, Viridiplantae, Streptophyta, Magnoliopsida, Lamiales, Oleaceae. The record is from RefSeq and is a predicted model, not a curated record. The transcript is spliced from 2 exons.
AUGAAUCCACCCCUCAAACAAAAUGGGAUUCGAGAGUUCCUAAAGCUCCAUAGCAUUGAUAUCAUGGCUAUUUUGGAAACGAAGGUGGGAGACCAUAAGUUGAUAAGAAUAUUGAGGAACAAGUUCAAUGGCUUUAUGCAUGUAAACAACUUUGAUACUCAUAGAGGUGGACGUAUAUUGAUUUUGUGGAAUCCAUCCAAAGUCAUUUUGGAUGUGAUGGAGGUUCAUCCACAAAUCAUACAUUGCAAAGCUACAUGCAAGGUAACUUCUCUUGAUUUUCUUGUUAUUUUUGUAUAUGGGUUUCAUACUAUGGUAAACCGAAAGCCUCUUUGGAAUACCGUUAUGGAGCUUAAUGAAAAUGUUUCUUUACCUUGGUUGAUUGUGGGAGAUUUCAACAAUGUGCUCAAGUUUGAUGAGAGAUGCAAUGGGUCGGAUGUGACCCCGUACGAAAUCAAAGAUCUCGCAUCUUGUUGCCUCAAUGUGGGUCUCUCGGAUGUCCGGUCCAUUGGUUAUUUUUUCACAUGGACGGAUGGGACGAGGUGGAGUAAAAUUGACAGGGCUAUGGUGAAUGAUGUGUGGAUACAAAAGGGGGUUGAUGUGGAAGCAAAUUUCCUCCCCUCCGGAUGUCUAUCCGAUCAUUCCCCGUGCAUUGUAUCCUUUCUUGAUUGUGGGAGAAGAGGAAAAAGUCCCUUUAAGUUCUUUAACAGGUGGACCAAGCAUGUGGAUUUCAAUGACUUGGUUAUGGGUUGCUGGAAUUCUCACUUCCGAGGGAAUAAACAAUUCGUUCUUUGCAAGAAGUUGAGCAAAUUGAAGGGGGAUUUGAAAGUUCUUAAUUCCAAGCAUUUUGGGCAUAUUUCUAGUAGAGCAUCCGAGGCAAAAUGUGAGUUAGUUGCUACCCAAUUACAACUCCAAAAUCAGCCUACUAAUUCUGUUUUUAAGAAUUUGGUAGCUAAUAUGAGGAAGAGAACCGUUGCAUUAUGUGAAGCCGAACGUAGUUUUUACUACCAAAAGGCUAAAUGUAUUUUCCUCAAGGAUAGUGACAAAUGUACUAAAUUCUUUCACUCCAUUGUCAAAAGAAACUCGAAAAGAAAUUUUAUUGCUUCAAUUCUUAAGGGCGACGGGAGUUAUUCCACAUCACAAGAGGAAGUGGCCACCGAAUUUGUGCAAUUUUACACCGACUUGCUGGGGAAAAAAGAGGUCGUUCGGCCUAUUGAAUUCAACAUCCUUUCAAAUGGACAUCUCCUUGGAUGA